Molecule: messenger RNA, 1691 nt
Organism: Solenopsis invicta (red fire ant)
Lineage: Eukaryota; Metazoa; Arthropoda; Insecta; Hymenoptera; Formicidae
Gene: ND-49
Product: NADH-ubiquinone oxidoreductase 49 kDa subunit
Exons: 4
Coding region: 61-1473 (470 amino acids)
Biological process (GO): mitochondrial electron transport, NADH to ubiquinone
Molecular function (GO): quinone binding; NADH dehydrogenase (ubiquinone) activity; NAD binding
Source: RefSeq, a predicted model, not a curated record
CGCAUGCGCAAAAAUGCGGCCUCGCUACUAGCUACUCUUGCUAGCAACAUGCCAUGAGCCAUGGCGGCUAGACUGUUGAGUUCAAUCCUGCGUAAAAACGCAGGAUUCUUCGGCGCCAGCAGGUUGCUGGCACCAAAUAAUGCACCGGCGAUCAUUGAUGCUCAGCAUCGUAAUGCCCAUCAAUGGAACCCAGACAGAGAGUUCCUCGAGCAAUUCAACCGACCGGUAAUGUACGCCACGGAGAAGCUCGACUGGAUUCCGCCACAGAACGAGUCUAUGCUGGCGGAUAGCCCCUUGGCGGAGCAAACCAUACAGAAUGUGAAACUUAACUUUGGGCCACAGCAUCCAGCUGCGCACGGUGUACUCCGGCUAAUCCUGGAAUUAGACGGCGAGAUCGUGCUCAGCGCAGAUCCACAUAUUGGUCUCCUGCACCGUGGCACGGAGAAACUGAUCGAAUACAAGACCUACAUGCAGGCGCUACCCUACUUUGAUCGCUUGGACUACGUCUCUAUGAUGUGUAAUGAACAAUGUUUCUCCUUGGCGAUUGAGAAGCUGCUGAAUAUAGACGUGCCACUGCGCGCGAAAUAUAUUCGAGUUCUUUUCGCGGAGAUCACGAGGAUUCUGAAUCACAUUAUGGGCGUUGGAACGCACGCGUUGGAUAUUGGGGCUCUAACGCCUUUCUUUUGGCUGUUCGAAGAACGAGAGAAGAUGAUGGAGUUCUAUGAGCGCGUAAGCGGCGCUCGCAUGCAUGCAGCCUACGUACGACCCGGUGGUGUCUCCUUGGACAUGCCGUUGGGUCUGAUGGAUGAUAUAUACGAUUGGGCCUCCAAGUACUCCGAACGAUUGGACGAGGUGGAAGAUUUGUUAACGGAGAAUAGAAUUUGGAAACAGCGCACUAUCGAUAUCGGUUGUGUAUCCGCGGAGGAUGCGCUAAACUGGGGCUUCAGCGGCGUAAUGUUACGAGGCUCUGGAAUAAAGUGGGAUCUGAGAAAAGUUGCACCUUAUGACGCUUAUCACCUGGUGGAUUUUGAUAUUCCGGUUGGCACGAAUGGCGAUUGUUACGAUAGAUACCUGUGUCGCGUCGAGGAAAUGCGACAAUCAUUGCGCAUCAUCCACCAAUGUCUGAAUCAGAUGCCCGCGGGAGAAGUGCGAUGCGACGACGCCAAGAUUGUACCGCCGCGGCGGGAGGAGAUGAAGAGCAGCAUGGAAGCGCUUAUCCAUCACUUCAAAUUGUUUACCCAGGGUUUCCAAGUACCACCAGGAGCGACGUACACCGCCAUCGAGGCACCGAAGGGCGAGUUUGGCGUAUACCUUGUCAGCGACGGUAGCAGCAAACCGUAUCGGUGCAAGAUCAAAGCGCCAGGCUUCGCCCAUCUCGCGGGUCUGCAACGCUUCGGGCCCAAGCAUUUCCUCGCUGACAUAGUCGCUAUCAUUGGCACGCUGGAUGUCGUGUUCGGCGAGAUUGAUAGAUAAUUUCCUAAUGAUCGAUAAUUUGUAUAGCGUAGAAAACAAUUUAAAAAGUAAGUAAUAUAAAUAUGAUUGUAUUUGUUACAUAUUUAAGAAUUUACGAAACUGGUAUAUAUUUGCGUGUUACGCGUAAUAUCACGCGUGCACAUAACACAUGCGAUGAGCGUAUAAAUAUUGUGUAUAUAUAACUCAUCGCACGGAAUAAAAUGAAAUGAUGAUAAAUA